AUGGCUCUCAAAGUUAUAUGUAGGUGGCAAUCAACAAAGAGCACACUGAAAGAGAAGUCGACACCAUGCUGGAUACCCUGCGACUGGAAUAAACACCGGAUAGGGAGGCUAGAACCGAUCUAUGCCAUCGAGGACCUGCAGGCGUAUGUCCGCAAAGUUUAUGGUCUGGGUGUACAUUCUCUGCAGGAUGCAGCGCAGUACUACUCAUACACAUCCCGCUAUCUUGACAGCCACCAAACGUCGACCUCGCCGAGAGGGUUGUCUCCCAUCGAGAGAGAGCAAUCACGGAAUUGGUCGAGGAAAGAGAUCCUCAGGACAAGACCCGAUUACACGCUGUGGACAAAAGACUUGAAGCAAAAUUUACAUUUGAAAUGCAGCGUCAAGAAGGCCCGGUCUGCUGCAGACACCAAAAACUCAAACCAGCGAAACCGGCUGAUUCCUUUGCACUCAAUUAUCGGCAACUUGUUGAAGAAGUUAUCCUUCAGCAAUGCGUAUUUGGUUCUGGAUCGAGCAGAAUGUAUGAGGUUUCGGGAUACAGUCUUGGGAUGUCUGCUGGAUCUCAUGAAAUCGUGUCCUCCCGGGUUGAAGAUACUGAUCGUUGGCCAGGCUUUCGAUGACAGCUGCUUAUCUAGAAAAGAUGAUUACAAUGAGUCCCCGAUAUUAUUAAACUUCAACAAGAUAACCGGCCAUGUCAAUGUGGCGAAUGCUCAAGACCCGUUAAACGUCAUACAAAAUAGCGCAAUCGUACCGGGUUUUCCGGCACAUUGGACCCCUUUUUUCAAAGUCGUUGUCGGGAGGGCUGGAUGCUUGAAGGAGAGAGAGAGCGAGCGAGUCCCGCUCAUUCGGCCACCAGUGCUCCCUCCAAAAGCAGAUUCUUAUGUUCGUCAAGUUGUGCCAUGGCUGGCAAUCAGUAGUAAGGUCAAAAAGAACCAUGGCGAUGGUGGCAAACGUCCCCCCAAGAAGGAGGGGAUCUACCGUUGUCAAAUGCUGUCAAAUCAAAUUGAUGAAGAUUCGAAGACGCAAUUCUUCGUCUUCUCAAUUGAUGUUUCCAUGAACGAUAACCUUUCAAACUACUAA
This is a messenger RNA of Histoplasma capsulatum G186AR, 1077 nucleotides long. RefSeq lists its product as uncharacterized. The record is from RefSeq and is a predicted model, not a curated record. NCBI's taxonomy places the organism in Eukaryota, Fungi, Ascomycota, Eurotiomycetes, Onygenales, Ajellomycetaceae. The coding region runs from base 1 to 1077 and encodes 358 amino acids. The transcript is spliced from 5 exons.